This is a messenger RNA of Amoebophrya sp. A120, 2439 nucleotides long. The record is from the annotation of a GenBank genome assembly. Lineage: Eukaryota; Dinophyceae; Syndiniales; Amoebophryaceae.
CCUCGACGAAGAUCGCUGCUCGUCGAUUCUUGAUUUGCGUGUAGUGUACGAAUUGGCAAUUACGUGCUUCAUAAAUGCUGAUGAAAUGCAUAUUGUGCUGCAUCGCGACAGGAGGCUACGCUGACAGCGACUACAGCGACAAGUACUUACUAGCUUACUAGAAAACAACUUCAGGAUAUAUAUUCUUGAAAAGGACCGGCAGAUAAAAUGAAGCAGCUACCUCCGGAAGAGGUAGAGUCCCUCGAAGAGGAGAUUUUACUUUGCGACAAGGCGAUAGAAAAGGCCCAGGAGAGGAAAGAUCUGCAGAAACUGCUGGAGUUCAACGAGAAGUCACUCUUCUUGAGGAAAAAAAUCUUCGCGCCCAACUCACCGGAGGUCCACGAUGCAAUCUGCUCGCUGGUGGAGGCAUGCAACUACGUGGCAACCGCAAUGUUGCAAUUGAACAACACACAGGUACUUACUUAAAAGGUUGUCUUGCUGAAGAUAAUAAAUCCGCAUGUUGCGCACCGUAUCCGCAUUUGCUAUAGUUUUUCUCAUGGUGAUGCAGGAGAGGCCGCUAUGCGCUGCAUCGAAAAAAUGUCAAAAUUUGCCAAAACCACGAUACUUGCAAACACAGGUUGUCUUCGACCUACUAAAGCGCGCGCUGGAUGUAAAUCAUUUGAGCAACAUCCAGAAGGCGAUCACUUUUAACAACCUCGCUUGCUACUACCGCCGAGUUGGGAAGCUUAGAAUAGCACUCACCUAUCUGGAGAAAGCGUAUUGAUAAUUCCACUUAAACUUGAUUUCGUGCUGUUGCUGUAUGAUGCAAAUGCAUGAAGUUCCACUUCCACAACAAGCACAUAACACAACUUUAAAUUGUCAUUUCCGCGUUGGUUUAAAACGAUACAGUAAGUUUGCUAUCGUCAUCACCCAUUACAGGUACCAGCUCGAGAGCAGUUUUCCGAAUGCAGACGUGUCACAAACGCACUUAAACCUGUGCGCGACCUUGAGCCAGCUCGGUCGACACGAACAGGCGCUGCACCACGCCCAGACGGCGGUCAUAAAGGUAAUGGCGAACGUAUAAAGUUGAUUCAUUUUCAUCUACAUCUAACCAUGAGCAUGAUCUUGCUAAGUAUGGGUAGCUGCAAUGCAUCAUAGGGAACUCUCACAACUCUCUCCAUUUUACCGCGACGCGCUUUGAUAAACCAUGAAAUAUCAGUAUGCAGCAACAGGGAAGUAGCACAUUUUUUCAAUGCGAUACAUGUGCAGGUUUACCAGUUCCUUUGCCCGCUAUUGGUCCAGCAGGAGCCCAAAGAGGAGCCGAGCACCGCCGUAAGGGAGAGGGUGUCCGUGCUCUGUAUUGCGUACUUCAACAAGGGAGUCGAGCACGAACACCUCAAGGUGCUUCCGGAGGCAAUAGCAUCGUAUUUUUUACGGAUUAUUUGAUUACUUAAAAAUUUUUUGCUGUCAUCAUGUUGCUUGAUCAUCCUGUGGUGCAUAUCCAUAAGCGCGGAUCGAUUUCGACGAAACAAACUGCAAGGUACACUGAGGGCGCGAAGUGGGCAAGAACGUAUUUAGGAGACGGCCACCAGAUAACGAAGAUACUGGACCAUAGCUUAGCCGCGCUCCAGCAAGGCGGCACUGCAGGGCGGUUUUUUGCCAAUAGAACGGGAGAGGUAGAAGUAGUACAAUGUUCUAUCGUCCACAGUUGGCUUUAUUUGCGUUGAUGUUGAACGACAUUUCAUGUCUUUGUUUGGCAAGGUUGCGGCCUCUUUGAGCACACAUGAAAUGAGCGAAGGAAUUUUUUGAUCAACAUCGAAACAACUACAGCCCCUUGACCCCGGUCUGGAGCAACUGAUGACGCCAAGAGAACACAAACCGAGGAAGAGCAAGGAGCCGGCCUGCAUUACAAGUCACAAACAGGUGUAUGAUGAACAGCAGCGGACAAAACGACUUUUGCAGAAGGAGCAGGAGGAAUUGCAGAAGCAGCAGGAAGAAGAGCUUUAUGAGGGCGAUGAGUUUGAGGAAGCGUCGCCGUGAUCUUUCAUAUCCAGAUCACAACUGCUGUCUGGUGUGAUAUUCUUUCUUGUUUCUGUACCUAGUGGUGCUUUCCUGGUUCUGUUUCUAAACGAGCUGCGCGCUUGGUGUUACCUUUACCUUACCAAUCUAAUCGAGCCAAAAAAUCUUACUUUAAAGUACAAGCGGCCAGAGACAAUCAGUUGAGUUUUUUUGGCUGAUUCGUACUGCUGCCUGGCGAGAAGAAUGAAAUACUUGUACGUUUCUGAUGUUUCUGAGUUUUGCGUUCGUUGAGGCAACGCGAAAUGACGUGUACGAAUUCCCCAAUGAACUUGUAAAAUGCUUCUCCUUAUUUCUGCGCGCCUUUUCCGCUGUGGCGAGUUUGAACGCAAGACAAUUGAAGAAUUCUGAACCCGGAGUUGCUUCGACAUUACGUGCGUCCAU